This is a messenger RNA of Nicotiana tabacum (common tobacco), 1305 nucleotides long. RefSeq names its product galactolipase DONGLE, chloroplastic-like. The record is from RefSeq and is a predicted model, not a curated record. NCBI's taxonomy places the organism in Eukaryota, Viridiplantae, Streptophyta, Magnoliopsida, Solanales, Solanaceae. Gene Ontology annotation, biological process: jasmonic acid biosynthetic process. Gene Ontology annotation, molecular function: glycerophospholipid phospholipase A1 activity. Gene Ontology annotation, cellular component: chloroplast.
AUGGCUUCUACUUCUGUGCAUGAACCACUUGUAAUAUCAAGAAAAGAUAUUACUAUGCCAACUACUAUGACUACAACAUUUUGUCAUAGUAAUAUUAGUAGAAAUACUACUAAUAGAUUGGCUUCCAUGUGGAGAGAAAUUCAAGGGUCAAAAAAUUGGGAAAAUUUAGUAAAUCCAUUGGAUAAUCUUCUACAAAAUGAGAUUAUUAGGUAUGGAGAGUUUGUAGCUGCAUGUUACAAUGCUUUUGAUCUUGAUCCAAAUUCAAAAAGAUACUUGAAUUGCAAGUAUGGAAAAAAUAGUAUGUUGAAUGAAGUUGGCUUGGGAAACUCAGGCUAUAAUGUAACAAAGUACAUUUAUGCUACUACAAAUAUCAAUGUUUUGUCAAUUGGUCAAAAUUGCUCGUCUAGUGGAAAAUGGAUUGGUUAUGUUGCAGUUUCAAAUAAUGUAGAAUCUACGAGACUGGGCAGGAGAGAUGUGCUCAUCACGUUUCGUGGAACGGUCACUAAUCCUGAAUGGAUAGCGAAUUUGAUGAGCACAUUAACUCCUGCCCAUCUUGAUCCGAAUAAUCUCAGGCCUGAUGUUAAGGUUGAAGCUGGAUUUUUGAGUUUGUACACCUCGAACGAGGAUGAAAAGUUUGGUCUUGGAAGUUGUCGCGAACAAUUACUUUCUGAGAUAGGGAGAGUAAUAAAUAUGUAUAAAGGCGAAGAAAUGAGCAUAACAAUUGCAGGACAUAGUAUGGGAAGUGCAUUAGCCCUUUUAUUAGCUUAUGAUAUCGCGGAGUUGGGAUUGAACACGACAAUUGUGCCUGAAUCCCAAGUAAGUCAGAAUCAACUAUACGAAUCCUCAAUAACAGUAUCAGAAAUAAAUAACAGCAUACCGGUCACAGUUUUUUCCUUUGGAGGUCCUAGGGUUGGAAAUCUUGGCUUCAAAGAGAGAUGUGAAGAGUUAGGUAUAAAAGUAUUGAGAAUAGUGAAUGUGAAUGAUCCCAUCACAAAACUUCCUGGGGUUUUUUUGAAUGAGAAUUUUAGGGUUUUAUUGGGUGGGAAAUAUGAGGUUCCUUGGAGUUGUUCUUGUUAUGCCCAUGUUGGAGUUGAAAUCUUGCUAGAUUUCUUCAACAUGCAAAACCCUACUUGUGUACAUGACUUAGCAACUUAUCUCAAUUUGCUCAGAAUUCCUAAGAGUAAUUUGCAAGUUCAAAGAGAAGAAGGCAUUGAUUUCUUCAAUAGAACAAAGGAGUUUUUCCUUUGGGGGCUCAAUAUUUCAAUGCUUUACAAUGGAGAAAUAAUGCUCCCAUCCAUAUGGUGA